Messenger RNA from Phacochoerus africanus (Common warthog), 879 nucleotides. RefSeq names its product chromosome X CXorf58 homolog (gene CXHXorf58). The record is from RefSeq and is a predicted model, not a curated record. The transcript is spliced from 7 exons. NCBI's taxonomy places the organism in Eukaryota, Metazoa, Chordata, Mammalia, Artiodactyla, Suidae. Bases 113 to 841 code for a protein of 242 amino acids.
CGGGCGGGGGCGCUCGGCAGGCCUCUGGUAGCUUCGAAAGCCUCGCAGCCGGAAGCUACCGACCUCGGCGGCCUGGAUUUACCUCACAAAAGAGUACUUCAUUGUAAGGAAAAUGAGUCGUUCCAUGAAGACGUCAGUUACUGGUGUUCCAAAAUCAGAAAAUCCAGCCUUAGGAAAAGGUCCCAAAGUACCUUUGUCAAAUACUGUAAAGACAAAGGGAAAACAACAAAAUAAAGAUAUUUCAGCUUACAGGAUACAGAGAGCUUGGUUAUCUCAUCUGGACAAAACAAUGUUUCAACUACUUAAGCACACAAUUUGUGCAGCAGAACAUCACGUGACAUAUGAAAUUUUGAAGAAAGUGAGCCCCUUAGAGGCUGAGCUUGUUAAAGAUCCUUGCAUGAAGUGUAAAGUUAGAUUCAGAUUCAGUGGUGAAAAAUUUCCACCUUUCAUCGUGUUUAAAAUUUUUCUUCAAACUGAAGGCCAUGGUUACAAGUAUUUCAGCGGAAAAAAAUUAUUAAAGCCGUCAAGUGAGGCAGUGGUUGAUGUUUGCAAAAUAAUGGGGAAAAAGAAAUUUUAUCAUCAAAUUAUGGAAGAUGAACGUCUUUUCCAGAAGUUCAAAAUAACUGAUGAAAUAGAUAUUGUCACUCUGAAAGAUUACAUGCAGGAACCGCAAAAGGACAUACCGGGCCCAAAGCAAAAACAGUCAAUCAUCCUCUCUACCCCAUCUUUUGACAUUGUGAAAGUUAGUGAACUCAUGUCAGAUGACGAAUUGGAAAAAGAGGAAAAGGAAUUAUUUGCCUGGUGUCAAGAGUUGUAUGUUAAUAAUUCUCCAUCAAGUUAAUGCACAACUAAUUGACAGGAAACCAAGUUAUUCAACAA